Molecule: messenger RNA, 3773 nt
Organism: Myotis lucifugus (little brown bat)
Lineage: Eukaryota; Metazoa; Chordata; Mammalia; Chiroptera; Vespertilionidae
Product: zinc finger protein with KRAB and SCAN domains 1
Biological process (GO): regulation of transcription by RNA polymerase II
Molecular function (GO): RNA polymerase II cis-regulatory region sequence-specific DNA binding; DNA-binding transcription factor activity
Source: RefSeq, a predicted model, not a curated record
AUCCCGGAAGACGAGGUGCUGACACACUUCCGGCCUUUGUGACUCAUUGUGUCUGUGUCGAGGCGUCGGGAGGGCCUAGCUCCUUGUGCAGCGCCCUUCGGCCGGUCUGAGCCCCGGAGUCCGCUCCCCUUUCUCUCCCAGCGCCCCAAGGCCGCUCCCGGGGCUCACGGAAUCAUACAGAAACAGAUAUCAGAGAACAUUUUCAAGGACAGAAAGGACAGACUUUAUUUGGAUCAAGUCAGUUCUCUGAGCCUGAAUGAUGACUGCUGAAUCAAGGGAAGCUACUGGUCUGUCCCCCCAGGCUGCCCAAGAGAAGGAUGGUAUCGUAAUAGUGAAAGUAGAAGAGGAAGAUGAGGAAGAACACAUGUGGGGGCAGGAUUCCAGCCUGCAGGAGACUCCUCCUCCUGACCCAGAGAUCUUCCGCCAACGUUUCAGGCACUUCUGUUAUCAGAACACUUUUGGGCCUCGAGAGGCUCUGAGUCGACUGAAGGAACUUUGUCAUCAGUGGCUUCGACCAGAGAUAAACACCAAGGAGCAGAUUCUGGAGCUGCUGGUGCUAGAGCAGUUUCUUUCCAUCCUGCCCAAGGAGCUCCAAGCCUGGCUGCAGGAAUACCGUCCCGAUAGUGGGGAGGAGGCUGUGACCCUUCUGGAAGAUUUGGAGCUUGAUUUAUCAGGACAGCAGGUCCCAGGUCAAGUGCAUGGACCUGAGAUGCUCGCAAGGGGGAUGGUGCCUCUGGAUCCUAUUCAGGAGUCCUCGAGCUUUGACCUUCAUCAUGAGGCCACCCAGUCCCAUUUCAAGCAUUCAUCUCGGAAACCCCGCCUCUUACAAUCACGGGCUCUCCCUGCCACCCACGUUCCUGCCCCUCAUCACGAGGGGAGUCCCAGAGACCAAACAAUGGCUUCUGCACUAUUCACGGCAGAUUCCCAGGCGAUGGUGAAGAUCGAGGACAUGGCUGUGUCCCUCAUCCUGGAGGAGUGGGGAUGUCAGAACCUGGCUCGGAGGAAUCUCAGUAGGGACAACAGGCAGGAGAAUUAUGGGAACGUGUUUUCCCAGGGUUGUGAAAGCAGGAAUGAGAAUGAGGAGUCGACCUCCAAGGCUGAAAUCACAAAAGACUCAGCAUCACGUAGGGAGACAAGAGGAAGAAUCCAGAAAGAUUUUGGAGAAAAACAUGAACAGCAGGGCAGAACAGCAGAAAGGCAGCAGAAGAAUUCUGAGGAGAAAACUGGAAAAGAAAAGAAAGAUUCAGGGCCAGCUACAGCCAAGGAAAAAAAAACAACCACAGGAGAGAGAGGUCCCAGGGAGAAGGGUAAAGGAUUGGGAAGAAGCUUCAGUCUGAGUUCAAACUUUAACACCACUGAAGAAGUUCCAACAGGAACAAAGUCUCACAGGUGUGAUGAAUGUGGUAAAUGCUUCACAAGGAGUUCAAGCCUUAUUCGCCAUAAAAUCAUCCACACUGGAGAAAAGCCCUAUGAAUGUAGUGAAUGUGGGAAAGCCUUCAGUCUGAACUCAAACCUUGUCCUGCAUCAGAGAAUCCACACAGGAGAGAAACCUCAUGAAUGUAAUGAGUGUGGCAAAGCCUUCAGUCAUAGUUCAAAUCUCAUUCUGCAUCAGCGAAUUCACUCUGGAGAGAAACCUUAUGAAUGUAACGAGUGUGGGAAGGCCUUCAGCCAGAGCUCAGACCUUACAAAACAUCAGAGAAUUCACACGGGGGAGAAACCCUAUGAAUGUAGCGAAUGUGGAAAAGCUUUCAACCGAAACUCAUACCUUAUUUUGCAUCGGCGAAUUCACACCCGAGAAAAGCCCUAUAAGUGCACUAAGUGUGGCAAGGCCUUCACCCGGAGCUCGACUCUCACUCUGCAUCACAGAAUCCACACCAGAGAGCGAGCCUCUGAGUACAGUCCAGCUUCUCUUGAUGCGUUUGGAGCAUUCCUGAAAAGCUGUGUUGAGCCUGUUGUCCUGAAGAACCAGAAACUCAAAGUAACCAAUAUUCCUUCUACAAAGAGCCCCAUCUUUGGUGAGGCUGUUUCUGGAGGCCAUAUGAUGACCAAGGUCUUGGGCGUGGCCACAGGUCUGGGCCAUGGGCCUCUACAGGAGCAGGCGGGGCCCGUGGUUGUGAAAGUUGAGGAGGCGGAGAAGGAGAAGUGCUUUCCCAGCCUGGAGAUGUUCCGCCAGCGCUUCAGGCAGUUUGGAUACCAUGACACACCUGGACCCCGGGAGGCCCUGAGCCAGCUCCGGGUGCUCUGCUGUGAGUGGCUGAGGCCCGAGAUCCACACCAAGGAGCAGAUCCUGGAGCUGCUGGUGCUGGAGCAGUUCCUGACCAUCCUGCCCCGGGAGCUGCAGGCCUGGGUACAGGAGCACUGUCCAGAGAGUGCUGAAGAGGCUGUCACUCUCCUGGAAGACCUGGAGCAAGAACUGGAUGAACCAGGACAGCAGGUUUCACCUCCUCCCAAUGAACAGAAACAGGCAUGGGAGAAGAUGUCCUCUUCAGGAGCAGCAAAGGAGUCUCUGAGCAGCGCCCGGCCACAGUCUGUGGAAACAAGUCCCAAAUAUGAGUCUUGGGGACCCCUGUACAUCCAAGAGACUGGUGAAGAGCAGGAUUUCACUCCAGAGCUAAGACAGAAUCAAGAUUGUAAAUCGAACACCCAGAAUGAGGAAUCAACAGAUAUGCAGGAAAGUUCUGAAGAGUCUCAUGCAGAAGAAUUCAAAAAGGAUAUUACUCCCAUGGUUAUUGCCAAUAAAUUUGAGGCCAAGUUAGAAAGGCAAUGGGCAAACCUUGAAAAAGAAAGAGGAAAAAAAACCUCUCUCCUAGACAAAGGUUCCAAGAAAGGUAGAGAAUUAAUGUCCACUAAACCUGCCCCAGGAGAGAGACGUUACAUAUGUGCUGAGUGUGGAAAAGCCUUUAGCAAUAGCUCAAAUCUUACUAAACACCGGAGAACACACACUGGGGAAAAACCCUAUGUGUGCACCAAAUGUGGAAAAGCCUUCAGCCACAGCUCAAACCUUACCCUUCAUUACAGAACACACCUGGUGGACCGGCCCUAUGACUGUAAGUGUGGAAAAGCCUUCGGUCAGAGCUCAGAUCUCCUUAAACAUCAGCGCAUGCACACUGAAGAGGCUCCAUAUCAGUGUAAAGAUUGUGGGAAAGCUUUCAGUGGUAAAGGCAGCCUGAUUCGACACUAUCGAAUACACACUGGAGAGAAACCUUAUCAGUGUAAUGAAUGUGGGAAGAGCUUUAGUCAGCACGCAGGUCUUAGUUCUCAUCAGAGACUCCACACUGGAGAAAAGCCAUAUAAAUGUAAGGAGUGUGGAAAAGCUUUCAACCACAGCUCCAAUUUUAAUAAACAUCAUAGAAUCCAUACUGGGGAAAAGCCCUAUUGGUGUAAUAAUUGUGGGAAAACCUUCUGUAGUAAGUCAAAUCUUUCCAAACAUCAGAGAGUCCACACUGGAGAGGGAGAAGUGCUGUAACUGUCGAGUAGGCUCUCAGUGUUAUUGUGUGUGUGUGUUUGUAACUCUAGAACGUGGAUGCUAGGGAGAAGUCAGAUAAUUGUAAUAUAGACUUAAGUGCUAGGUUUUGUUUCAUUCAACAUCAAGAGACCCUGGAGGAGUGAGAGCAAUGGCACAGUAGGAAGGAAGGUCCUAGGACAGGGGUGGGCAAACUUUUUGACUCAAGGGCCACAGUGGGUUCUUAAACUGGACCGGAGGGCCGGAACAAAAGCAUGGAUGGAGUGUUUGUGAGAACUAAUAUAAAUUCAAAGUAACCAUCAUUACAUAA